Nerophis lumbriciformis (worm pipefish) is the source of this 1809-nucleotide messenger RNA. Its product is annotated as TRIO and F-actin-binding protein-like. Lineage: Eukaryota; Metazoa; Chordata; Actinopteri; Syngnathiformes; Syngnathidae. Gene Ontology annotation, cellular component: actin cytoskeleton. The record is from RefSeq and is a predicted model, not a curated record. Gene Ontology annotation, molecular function: actin filament binding. Gene Ontology annotation, biological process: positive regulation of substrate adhesion-dependent cell spreading.
AGAAGAAGGACUCGGACAACGGAGGUGUAUCACAGAGGCAGUGGACUGCAUCUCCUCAUGCGCAGAGCGCCAACAAGCAACGGGAGGAGCGCAGACGUGCAAAGAUGGCGGAGCUAGCGCAUCCCGACAGUCGGCAGACACAAGUGCUGCCACCUACAGGGCUGGAUGUCUCGACUGGACGAAAACGGCAAGUGGCAGAAACGCUGGUUUGUUCUGAGUGACGCGUGGCUGAAGUAUUACAGAGACUCCGAGGCUGAGGAGUCAGAGGAAGUGGAAGGAGAGAUGGACCUGUCCUCGUGUGUCACCGUGUCAGACUGUGACGUGGACAACAACUACGGCCUCCAGAUUCAAACAAAGCGUGCAGUGUUCACUCUCUCUGCAGUGACCUCUAGAUCGCGGCAGAACUGGGUGACGUUACUGAAGCAGGCCGUGCACAACAACACCCGCCAAUCAGACAGCGGCGGCCAGAAAGGAGACCCCCUCUCCUGUGGACCGUCGCCAUGUCAACCAGCCGCUCGCUUCACCUGCCCCGACUUUCAGCCUCCGGAUCCCGACACGGCAGCGACCUGCCCCCCGGAACCGCCUGCGGACCCUGGCCGGGGAGAAGAGGAUUGGGACUGCGACUGGGCCAAGCGACUGGAGGAGAGGAACAGGUGGUUUGAGGACCACGGCGUCCCUCUCGGGGGGGCGGGCAGCCGCUGGGACUGCAUGCAGCUGAAGAGGGGGAGUGUACCUGUGCCGGUCAUCCACACCAUGGACUCCCAGGUCAGCAGGAAGUGGACGGAAUUGGAGAGGCUGUCGUUCAGGGGCAUGACCGCCCAGUCGCUCAUCGGCGCCCAGGCGUAUCGAACUACCACGCCCCAAUCCGGGGGGCCUCUGGUCCCGUCCCAGACAUGCCGACCAGGCUCUGAUACGCAGGAAGAGUUAGUCGGUGGUUUGCCCACAGACUCUCCCAGCUCUGAGGAGGCUUCCCCACCUGGGAGUGGGUCACACCUGGUUCAGAACACAGCUGAAGGCCUACAAAAGGAGGCUCUGUCCCUUCCAAAGCAUGAGGUGGAAAAUAUGAAGAAAGAGCGUGCGUCCAGGGUGGACAGCCCGUGUGGACCCGGGGCCCCCUGCAGGGCCACGCUUGAAGCAAUGCAAGCAGCCCACCAGCAAGAAGUGCAGGAUCUGCAGGAGAAGCAGGAGAGGGAGAUGAAGGAAGUGAAGGCAGGAAGAGAGAGGAUGCUGCAAGAGGAGCGGCGAGCUGCAGCUGAAGCAAUGGAGGCUCUGCGAGCGGCCCACAGAGAGGAGCUGCAGGCCAGGAGGUCGAUGGCUGGAGACAUGGAGAUGUCCUCCACAGGAGACAUGUUCCCGGGCGAGGUGGAUGGGCUGCCUGAAGGAGCCGUGAAGAGCAGCCCUGGUAGACGAGCAGAGCUUGGAUGCAAAGUGCGAGAGAUGGAGCAGCUCAGGAGAGAGAACCAGGAGCUUAAAGACAAGCUGGCCGCAGAGAUGAGCCGCAUGCGUGGUUUCAUCACAGGCCAGAGGCCGGAAAUGGCGUCCCCUAGCAACGACGCGUCACAAGUUGAGACGUUGCUCCGAGCCAAGGAGAAGGAGGUCCGGUCUCUGAAGAACGAGGUCAGCCGCUUACAGGACGAGGUGCAGCGUUGGUCUCCCGCCAAGGAGGAAGAUGCUUACAAUACGUCCAAGCAGGCUGGAGAGGGUUUCUCUCCGUGAGCUCCUGAGACUGACCAGCGCAGGAACCAGGAUGGAAGUAGGACAAAUAACACAAAUCCUUUUUGAACUCACUUUAUUGAGUUAAAACCAUGC